CGGCCCAUCUGCAACGUCAAGCCAACACCACCAACAUUACUGUCAAGACGACUUGCGCGAGAGGCAGAAUGCCACUAACGGCACAAUGCGCCGUCUCUCUCUGGUCCUCAUAGCCUCGCUGCGGCUUUGUGCUGCGCGACAGCCCGGCUUCAGCAUCCACGAUGAUCUGUUGGCCCACCCCCAGUUCGAGGUCAUCUUCUCAGACACGUACAUUUCCGAAUCCGACGCUCUCGCUCUUCUCGAGUCGCCCCGCGCACCCCAUGCCACGUACUCCGAUGCUUCCUCGCAGACCGACCUGACUAGGAACGUCCGCGAGUCCGCCGCCGCCGAUGCGGCCACCGGACGAAGCGAUGAUUCCGACGAAAAUGAUGCCGGCCGCCAGGUCUCGGAGACGUACGAGAUUAUCACAACCCCGCCAUCGCGCUACCUUUGCUCCGUCCCUAUCAUCGCACCGCCCCCGGCCCUCAACCAGACGGCAACGGAGCUCGCCAAGGCGGAGGAGGCACGCGAGCUGACUAGGGCAUCGGCUAAAGGCUGGGAGCUGAUGAACGGUCUCGACGGGCAUUGCCUCUACUUCAUGUCGGGAUGGUGGAGCUACAGCUUCUGCUAUGGCAAAGCUAUCGUACAGUUCCAUGCUCUACCAAACGCUAAGGGCGGGCCACCUGCCAAGGGCCCGGGGGAUCAGGAGUACGUGCUAGGCACAACCUACCCCACCAGCGACGAGAUGCAAAGGGCUUCCAAACCGCGACAGCGUGCAGACUCGAACCAAAACCAGAAAGAGCCGCUGGGCAAAGAAGACGUGACUGCUGCGGCUCCUGUCGACGGACAAGGUGCAGAACAGAACAAGGGCGCCGCGCCUCCCAACACGGAGCUCGCGGUCAAGGGCGACCAGCGCUAUCUUGUGCAGCGCCUCGGCGGCGGCACCGUGUGCGAUCUGACGGGCCGCCCCCGUACCAUUGAGGUCCAGUACCACUGCGACCCUGGCUCCAACGUCGACAGGAUUGGAUAUAUCAAGGAGGUUACGAUUUGCACGUACCUGAUGGUGGUGCACACUCCCCGGCUCUGCGCCGAUGUUGCCUUCCUGCCGCCCAAAGAGACGCGAGCCCACCCGAUCAGCUGCCAGCACAUUAUCGGAAGCGAGGAGGAGGAGGCCGCUUGGCACAAGCGCAAGACGAUUGAGGCGGCCGAGGCCAUGGGCGUUGCCGGAGCGCACCGAGAAGCAGCCGCCCAGUCGUCCAAAGAGGCUUCUCAGAACCAGCACGCCGGCAUGACGAUAGGCGGAGUCGUCGUGGGUGGCCGUCGGGUGUUGGGGUCCGGCGAGGACGGGAUGCCGCCAGCCAGGCUCCCAUCUCCAAGACACCAGGUAGGUGGAAAGCUAGCCGGGGCCCCGGUAGUCGAAAUAGUUGCCGCGGCCCAGAACAAAGAAGAUGGAGGCAAGGUCGAGAUGAUGACCCGAGAGCAGCUAGAGAAGCUAAACCUAGAUCCCAAGAAGGUCGAGCAAUUUAGGCAAGAGAUCGAGCAGUACGCCGAAGGCAACGCCUGGCGACUCGAAGUAGUCGAGAUGCCGGGCGAGGUACCCGAGAUUGUCGGCGUGGUCGACGUCGACGACGAAGAGGGUGCCAGCCCAGCGACGCGAAAGGACGGAAGGAAAUCCGGGGGGGCGGGGACUGGUGGUGGCAGUGGUAAAACAACUGGAAGAGGGAACGAGGACGAGGACGACGAAGGCUCCCAGGAGACCUUCUUCAAGGAGGAGCUGUAAAAAAGCGCACACAUUGUAUAUGCACGGUAUGAUAUGGGAUGAUACAGCGUUGUUUUUUUUAGGUUAUUCUUAGACAUUUCGGUAUUCUUUUCGAUUUCGA
This is a messenger RNA of Lasiosphaeria miniovina, 1859 nucleotides long. Its product is annotated as glucosidase II beta subunit-like protein-domain-containing protein. The transcript has 2 exons. NCBI's taxonomy places the organism in Eukaryota, Fungi, Ascomycota, Sordariomycetes, Sordariales, Lasiosphaeriaceae. The record is from RefSeq and is a predicted model, not a curated record. Gene Ontology annotation, cellular component: endoplasmic reticulum lumen. The coding region runs from base 86 to 1759 and encodes 557 amino acids. Gene Ontology annotation, biological process: retrograde protein transport, ER to cytosol; endoplasmic reticulum unfolded protein response.